Messenger RNA from Zea mays, 697 nucleotides. Its product is annotated as inositol-tetrakisphosphate 1-kinase 6-like. The transcript has 3 exons. The coding region runs from base 83 to 355 and encodes 90 amino acids. NCBI's taxonomy places the organism in Eukaryota, Viridiplantae, Streptophyta, Magnoliopsida, Poales, Poaceae. The record is from RefSeq and is a predicted model, not a curated record.
GGGUUCCCUGUGUUCAAUCGCCGAGCAGAAAGCCAGGAACAUAACUCAGGCGUUGGCGAUUGGCAUCUCCCUCCCCUGAGCCAUGGCCACCGGGCGGCCCGUACGACUCGUGCUGGAUGCCUCCCUCCUCCUCGACCCCUCCUCCACCAGGGAGGCGGCGGCGGCGGCUCUGCGGCCCGGGGUAGAGGAGCUGCGGCGGCGGUUGCGCUACUCCAACCUCACCGUGGCAAUCUGCUAUGCAGAGGGCAUGCCAACUAAUGAGGAACUAUGUGACUCAUCUGUUCUGGUGAUUGGAUAUAUAAUGAAAAAAUCCCGUGAGGAAGACUUCGCAAGGGCAAGUUACUUUAGAGUUUAGAGUGUAAAUGAAUAUUAACAGCUACUUAUGUAUUGGGUAACAACAUGAACAUCAUGCUUUUUCAUCUUGCUUACUUACGGAGAUGUGGUUCUGUCACUUCUGUGACCGUUGCCGUGUACGGAGACGAGGACAAUCCAGCGCUUAUAAUGUUUACAGAGAUGUGGUUAUGUGACCGUUGCCGUGUACUCAGGCUUUAUUUCAACAGGAUUUAAAUAUGAGAUGUAGAGUGAUUGAUGUACAUCACUUCACUAAUCAUGAAAUCUGUAGAAGGCGAAACUACUAGCCAUAUAUGAUAUGCAUAAUCCGUGUGGUAAACAUUAUCAAUAUCACACAAAUUUUAUU